AUGGAGGCUCCAGACGUUCGCCGCCUGCAGUCGUAUGACGACCGUGCGCUGGAAGAGGCGCCCAGGGAGAUGUCCUCGGCCAAUGGCGUUGAGCCAUCUUUGUCGAAACCAAAAGAUGAGAAGAAGAUCGAGGAGGAUACUAGCCCAGCAACGAAAGGCUCAAUGCCAGGCUGGCGUUGGGCUCUGGUGGCCAUCGCGAUCAACACCGGAAGCUUCUUGUAUGGCCUAGAUAAUACUAUUGUCGCUGAUAUCCAGGCUGCUGUCGUCGAGAAUUUUGGGGCGGUCGAGAGGCUCAGUUGGCUGGGCAGCGGCUUUCCUCUUGGUUCCAUCGCUUUGCUAUUACCCAUCGGGAAAGCGUACGGAUUGUGGAACGUUAAAUGGCUCUGGGUGGUGAGCAUCGUCAUCUUCCAAGUCGGUAGCGCAGUCUGCGGAGCGGCUCCAAAUAUGAAUGCUCUCAUAGUCGGACGUGUGAUCGCAGGUGCUGGUGGUGCUGGAAUGUACCUGGGCGGACUCAAUCUUACCGCCAUAUUUACGACACUCGAACAACGGCCUCUCUACAUGGCGCUAAACGGGAUGGUCUGGGGAGUUGGUCAGCUUCGGACCAUCCUCGGACCUGUCAUUGGCGGUGCAUUUGUUCAGAGCUCUGCCACCUGGCGCUGGGCUUUUUACAUCAAUCUCGUCAUUGGUGCUGUCUUCGCCCCCGUCUACCUCUUCCUGGUCCCAGGUUUCCAGCCAGAUCCGUCUCGGACAUAUUUCCAGAAACUGGUCGCCAUGGAUUGGCUGGGGACAGUGCUCUACACAGCCAUCUACGCAACAUGGAUCAUCGCACUCACCUUUGGUGGUGUCAUCUGGCCUUGGGGCGACGGACGAACCAUUGCAGUCUUCGUCGUCUUCGGAGUAACCCUCAUUGCCUUCAGCUUGACACAGUACUUCUGCAUUUUCACCAACGAGGAGAUGCGGAUCUUCCCCGGCGAGCUGCUGAAGCGCCGAACCACGGUAUUACUGCAUAUCCUGACCGCGUCCUGCGGGGCGGCCUUGUUCGUUCCGCUAUAUUAUAUUCCCCUCUUCUUCCAGUUCCGGGGAGAUGACGCCAUGGAGGCUGCCGUUCGACUAUUGCCCUUCGUUUGUCUCCUCGUCUUCUUCAUGCUCCUCAACGGGGCAUUGAUGCCCAAGCUGGGGUAUUACAUGCCUUGGUUCCUAUUCAGUGGAGUCACCAUCAUUAUCGGUGGUGCACUGAUGUCGACAGUGAAGUCGACGACCUCCACCUCGGCUAUUUACGGGUAUACCAUUCUGAUUGCGAUUGGAGCUGGGGCUACGUCUCAGGCUGGAUACUCGAUCGCUCCGGCCAAAGUCGAAGGUCGUCUCGUCCCCAGCGCCAUUGCCUUUAUGAACAUCGCCCAGAUUGGUGCCAUCGUUAUUGCGCUGACUAUCUCCGGAACGCUCUUUCAGAAUUUGACCUAUAAUGACUUGGUCGGGCCCCUGAGUGCGGCCGGAUUCAAUUCCCAGUCAAUUCGCUCUGUCCUCUCGGGCUCACAAAGUCCCGUUUACCAGAACUUGUCCGACGACCUUAAGGAAUUAGUGAAUCUGGCGAUUGUUCGUUCCAUCGGUUCGUUGUACUAUUUGGUUGUGGCAGCCGGUGCGACCAUGAUCGUUUGCUCAGUUUUCCUGAAGCGCGAGAAGAUUUACAUGACUCUGGAAGCCGGAGGAUAA
Aspergillus thermomutatus is the source of this 1710-nucleotide messenger RNA. RefSeq lists its product as uncharacterized. Gene Ontology annotation, molecular function: transmembrane transporter activity. The coding region runs from base 1 to 1710 and encodes 569 amino acids. The record is from RefSeq and is a predicted model, not a curated record. NCBI's taxonomy places the organism in Eukaryota, Fungi, Ascomycota, Eurotiomycetes, Eurotiales, Aspergillaceae. Gene Ontology annotation, biological process: transmembrane transport. The transcript is spliced from 6 exons.